This is a messenger RNA of Microthlaspi erraticum, 1272 nucleotides long. Lineage: Eukaryota; Viridiplantae; Streptophyta; Magnoliopsida; Brassicales; Brassicaceae. The record is from the annotation of a GenBank genome assembly.
AUGGAGAUAUUCAGAGACCUUCCGAUGGAUUUGGUAGAGGAUGAGAUACUGACUCAUGUUCCGGCGAGGAAUCUGAAAGGAUUGGGAUCUACAUGUAAACGAUGGAACCGUUUGUUCUACGGUGACCGGAGAUUCGCAACGAAGCACGCCGAGAAAGCCGCAAAGCAGUUUGUGGUUCUCAUGCUGACUCGGGCCUGCAGGAUUUGUCCGACAAUCGUCGAUCUCGACGGAAAAAUCCCAUCUUUCGAGGUGCAAAGCGAGCUUAGCCUAGUCGAUCCCAAGUAUCCAGCUUCUCAGUUCGGUGUAGACAUACCGUUUCACAGUGAGUUCGAUUACGGAGCUGCUCGGGUCGAUGUAGACGCAGUGUUACACUAUGAGUUCAAGUAUCCAGCUGCUGAGUUCCAUGUAGGCGCAGUGUGUCACUGUGACGGCCUCUUGCUAUGCACCUCCGCCGACGAAUCUAGAUUCGUGGUUGGGAACCCUUUUACCGGCGAGACCAAGUGGUUCGAACCCAGCUAUAGGGACAGGAAAGAGCGCUUCUUUGUUCUCGGAUACGGCAAGGAUAAGAGCUACAAAGUCUUGAGCUUUUAUCAUUAUGAGAAAGAUUACGAAAUCUACGAGUUUGGUUCUGACACGUGGAGGGUUGUUGAUGAGAUCUUAGCACCAGGGUGGGAGCUUGGAUACUCGAGUUACCAGGUGUCUUUGAAGGGAAGUACCUACUGGUUCGCUGAAGAUGAAACAAGAACGCAAACCAGAUGGUCCUUGGUCAAAUUUGAUUACUCAGCAGAGAAAUGUGUGCCUGUGGCUCUUCCCUAUGAGUCCAAGGAUUUUGAAAUUAGGAGUCUUUCCGUUGUGAAAGAAGAGAAACUUUCCGUCUUGUUACAGCGGGAAGAUGCCUCCAAGACUCAGGUAUGGGUGACAAAUAAGAUUGAUGAUGAGAAUGGGAGCUCCCCAGUGGUGUCGUGGAGCAUGGUCUUAGCAUUGGAUUUGGGCAGGGAUCUUUUUUGGUCUAAUUCGGGAACUUUCUUGCUCGACGAAGAGAAGAAAGUCGUCAUGACCACUGCGAGGUUUCUUGACCUUGAAGACGAGGACGAGACCGAGACGGAGACCAAAGACAGGUUAUGCAUUGUUGGGGAGGACAAUCAAGUCACAGAGGUGCCUUUUGGACUAGUUGAGACGGAUGCAUUUGGGGCAGCUAUCUUUAAUUAUGUUCCGAGUUUGGUUCAAUUCGAGCGAGCUGGAGGCGAAAGGGAAAGAGCUGGAGACAUGUGA